AGUUGUAAAGAGGCUCAUGACUGAUGUACCAUUCGGUGUUCUGUUGUCUGGUGGACUAGACUCUUCUCUUGUUGCUUCUGUUGCUUCCCGCUAUCUGAGCGAGUCAAAAUUUGCUAGACAAUGGGGAUCUAAGCUACACACGUUCUGCAUAGGGUUAAAGGGUUCUCCUGAUUUAAAGGCUGCUAGAGAAGUUGCAAAUUAUCUUGGAACCUUUCAUCAUGAGUUCCACUUCACAGUUCAGGAGGGUAUUGAUGCUCUUGAAGAAGUCAUCUAUCACAUAGAGACAUAUGAUGUGACCACUAUUAGAGCAAGCACCCCAAUGUUUCUUAUGUCUCGGAAAAUAAAGUCUUUGGGUGUAAAGAUGGUUCUUUCUGGCGAAGGUUCUGAUGAAAUAUUUGGGGGCUAUCUAUAUUUUCAUAAAGCACCGAAUAAGGAGGAGUUGCACCUUGAAACGUGUCGUAAGAUUAAAGCUCUUCAUCUGUAUGAUUGCUUGAGGGCCAACAAAGCAACGUCCGCUUGGGGUCUGGAGGCUCGGGUUCCUUUUCUUGACAAAAAUUUUAUCAGAGUGGCAAUGGAUAUUGAUCCGGAAUGGAAAAUGAUUAGACCUGAUCUUGGCCGCAUUGAGAAAUGGAUUUUGCGCAAUGCUUUUGAUGAUAAUGAUAAGCCAUACUUACCGAAGCACAUCCUUUACAGGCAGAAGGAACAAUUCAGUGAUGGCGUUGGUUAUAGCUGGAUUGAUGGUUUGAAGGACCAUGCAAACGAACAUGUUUCAGAUACCAUGUUGAAUAAUGCGAGUUUUGUGUAUCCUGAGAAUACCCCCUUUACAAAAGAGGCAUACUACUACCGCACUAUAUUUGAGAAGUUUUUUCCUAAGAAUGCUGCAAGAUCAACAGUUCCUGGUGGCCCAAGUGUGGCCUGCAGUUCUGCUAAAGCAGUGGAAUGGGAUGCAGCUUGGUCUAAAUGUCUCGACCCAUCCGGCCGUGCGGCGGUCGGAGUUCAUACUUCUGCAUAUGAAUCAACUUCUUCCGAAGCUUCAGCUCAGGAGAAUGGCUUUUCUGUGAAUGGUAUAUCUGAGAAGAAGGUAGACUAUUUUGAAGCAGCUGCAGCUACUAUUUGACCGUUGGCUUCUAUAUAUUAAUGCUGGAAUUAGCAAAGCAGGUAAAGAUGUUUGGAUAAGUAAUUUUGUAUUUGUCUAUUUUGUUUUCCUAGACUUUACAUAUUGUUGUAUGGGAAGGGCCUUUCUGUUUAGGAUAUUAGGAGUAUUCUCUGUUCAAGUUGUAGAAAUUUGCAUGUUUAUUUAUACUAUACAAAUAAUUUCGCCUAGGGUGUCAA
Messenger RNA from Dendrobium catenatum, 1332 nucleotides. RefSeq names its product asparagine synthetase [glutamine-hydrolyzing] 2-like. Gene Ontology annotation, molecular function: asparagine synthase (glutamine-hydrolyzing) activity. Lineage: Eukaryota; Viridiplantae; Streptophyta; Magnoliopsida; Asparagales; Orchidaceae. Bases 17 to 1117 code for a protein of 366 amino acids. Gene Ontology annotation, cellular component: cytosol. The record is from RefSeq and is a predicted model, not a curated record. The transcript has 8 exons.